CUGAGGUCGAAGGGAAGGUACGGAGGCUUUAGGCCUAGGAUUAAAAUGGGGGAAACAUAAGGAAACACAGUUACACACUAUAAUAAUAAAAGUAAUUGCACACAACUGUGCCCCUGUUCUGGUCUACUGAAAACGGCUUCAGAAAUUAAUAUAUUACAAUUUAUAAGGGAUGGAGCUCCCAAACUACAGCAGACAGGUCUUACAGCAGUUGCACACAUUGUGCAAGGAGCAACAUUUUUGUGACUGUACUAUUUUCAUAGGUUCAUUGCAGUUUCGAGCACACAAGCUUGUGUUGGCAGCUGCAAGUUUACUUUUCAAAUCUUUACUUGAAAAUACAGAGGCUAUAUCUAUUGAUGCUUCUGUCGUAACUCCAGAGGAGUUUUCCCUUCUUCUGGAAAUGAUGUAUUCAGGAAAGCUGCCACCUGGAAAACACAAUUUAACUAAAAUUAUUUCUGUGGCAGACAGCUUGCAAAUGUUUGAUGUGGCUGUCAGCUGUAAAAAUCUUUUGACUGAACUAAUGAAUCACUCUACUGCGAGUCAGAAAUUAAAAGAUGCUGCAGUUCAGCCUGUACCCCCAAAUAAAACCGAAAUUAUUAAAAAACAUGACAUUGUAAAUCCCAGAAAUGAGAUAUCAAAUGAAACUACAGCUACUGAAAAAUUGGUGUCUCCCAUCAAAACGGUACCACCUGUUGAUUCGACCAAUGAUGGAUCAGUAUCGAAUGCAAGCGGGGAAGCCCACCCUGUUGCCAAACCGCUGGAAAGUGCUGUAAACUUGCUAUCUACAAAAAGUGUUUUACCUGACUCUACUGCAGAAAACCUUAAUAUGUUGGAAAAUUCUGAAAGUACAGUGGAUUUAAAAGAUCUGAAGACGAUGGUUUCACCUCCCGAUACAGAAACGCACGGUGAUCUUGCAAAAUUAGAUACAGUUGAUAACACUGAAGCAACUGAGAAAGUAGCCAGUCCUCUUAAAACUGCAACAGAAGAAAGCGUUCAGGCAAUACAGGAAGAUAGUUCUCAGGAAGAGGUAGAACAAGAGGCUGAAGUGUCAGAGGAUACUUGUGUAACACCUACACCGUGCACCUUUCCACAGCCUGAAGCAUUUGGUGACAAAGAGGAGAACGCUGAGCCGGCUUCGAAGAAAAGAAGACUUGAAGAAUACGAAACUAAAAGUAAUUCCAGUGAGUUGGAUUUUCUUAUCCGUUAUGAAAGUAUCUUCAGUGAAGCCCUUUCAGAUCCUCAGAGUGUGUUAGAAAAUCUUGAAAAAUGCAGGCAGAUCAAAGAAACUGAAAAACAGGCAGUAAUGGAGUGUUGUCAAGCUGAAGAGGGGAGCUCAACAUUCACCAAACUUUUAGAAAAGGUUAAAGAUGGACAGAGCAUUGUAGUGGAGACCGUUCUGGCUUUGCUUAAGUUGUGCAGGCACUCCAAUCCUAAUGUAAAUAAAGUAUUGCUUGAAAAGGAACCUCCAGAUGAACCAGAAGCAAAGAAAAAUGAGAAAAGCUUAUUUGACCUUCUGCUGGAACAUAAAGAGGAGCUCAUUCAAUCCAUUACAGAGCUGAGCCCUAUUAUUGAGUGUUUGGAUACAGCAGAAGAAGGCUUUCUAACAAACCGGGAGAAGCAGGUUAUUAUUCAGUGCUGUGAAGGUGGGUCACAUAAAGAGGCCAUGGCCAAACUUGUGGACAAAGUUACAGAAGCAAAGCUGCUAAGCCCAGAUUCUUUUGUAAAGCUCUUACAAGCGGUCAGGGAAGCAUUUCCUGAUCUUCACAGUUUGUUAGACAUGUUGGAGCCACAAACUAAAAAUUCAUGCAAUCCAGGUUUGCAGAGUCCAAAUGACUAUGGGACAGAACUUCUGAAACAAUAUUAUGAAAAUAUUUCUGAGGUUGUUACCAAUGCUGAGAGCAUGUUAAACAGCAUUAUGUCCACUUCUACUUUAACUGCUUAUGAAUCUGAGGUUAUGGAACAAAUUGUAAAGAAGAAUUCCAGCUCAAGAAUUUUUAGCACUUUGAUGGCCUCCAUUUUAGAAGAACAAUCUCUAACAUCAAUGCCUGUUUGGCAACUUCUCUUUUCAAUGCAAGAAUCCAACGUAGCUCUAAAAUCCAUAAUUGAAGAGAUUCGCAAAGAUCCAGGAGCUGAACACUUCUUUCAUAUCGUAAUCAAUCGAAAAAUUGAAGCUACAGAAAUAAUUCUUUGCUACAGUGAGAUAGUUGCACAAGCAUUGCAGCAGUGUGAUCUAAAGUCCAUAUCCCCAGAAAAUGAAGCUUUGACUGGACUUGUUAAAGAGCUUUCAAAUAUACCCAAUCAGAAAGAAGAUAGUGAGUUGCCUUCCAAACAGAUUAUAAGCUCUGCACUGAAAGACUCUGUUCCUGUCAUGCUACUGUGUGAUUUGCUCAGCACUAUCCAGGACUCUGUACCAGACUUGCAACCAGCCAUAAAAGAACUGGAACUACUGGGAUUAAUUUUCGGCAGCAAAGAUGAUUUACAGACCAUUAAUAAGUGGCAUGUAGACAAUGAGAGUCAGAUAGUGAUCAUGGAGUUUGAUAGUGUAAAAAGUCAGAUGGAUGGGGAAUCAAAAGAUGGUGAAAAUGAGGAGGGAAGUGCUGUCAAAGAGAACAUUGCUUCAACAAAAGACAGCGAAUCCACACAGUCAAAUAAAAAAAGUUAUAUUUGCAAGUCAUGUGACAAGAUAUUUCUGUUUCGCUGCCGCCUAGAGGUUCACAUGAAGCGAUGUCGAAUGGCAAAGAAAAAUCCUUUAGAAUGUAAGGAUUGUAAUGAGGUUCAAGCCUCUAAAAAAGAACUAGACCAACAUCGAGAAGAAGUGCAUGGUUGUGUGAUUUCUCCACGUUCUCAUAAAAUGAAAAGGCGCCAUUUUGUUACAUGUGACAUUUGUGGUAAAGAAUUUGCUCAUCCCUCAGGAUUGCAGUAUCACAAGCGGACAGAGCAUUUUGAUGAGAAACCAUUUUCAUGUAAUGAAUGUGGGGCCAAGUUUGCUGCCAACUCCACACUUAAGAAUCAUCAGCGUCUUCACACAGGAGAACGGCCUUUUGUGUGCAAGCACUGCCAUAUGACUUUUACUCAGGCUGCUGCCCUCUCGUACCAUACAAAGAAGAAGCACUCUGAAGGAAAGAUGUAUGUCUGCCAGUAUUGCGAUGCUGUCUUUGCACAGUCAAUUGAACUAACUAGGCACGUGCGAACUCACACAGGAGACAAGCCAUAUGUCUGUAGGGAAUGUGGGAAAGGAUUUAGUCAGGCCAAUGGUCUGUCAAUUCAUUUACGAACAUUUCAUAAUAUUGAAGAUCCCUAUGACUGUCAAAAGUGCAGAAUGAGCUUUCCCACUCUGGAAGAACACCGGCAGCAUAUACAAGUAGUACACUCCAAGGAAUAUCAUCCCUGUCCCACAUGUGAAAAGAUAUUCAGUGCUCCCUCACUCUUAGAGCGCCACAUUGUUACCCAUGUGGGUGGGAAGCCUUACAAUUGUGAGAUAUGUGACAAAGCUUACCAGCAAUUGUCUGGCUUAUGGUAUCACAACCGUACCCAUCAUCCCGAUUUGUUUGCGGCUCAGAAUCAUCGCUCACCUAAAUUUUCUUUACAAUGUACUUCCUGUGACCAGUCCUUUUCUAACACAUCCAUGCUUCAGAAACAAGCAAAGGGUGAACACACUGAUGACAAACUUUUUGUGUGUGAGAAAUGCAAGCAGACAUACCCAACAUUUGCAGCACUACAAGUACACGUAAAAUGCAAGCACUCAGGGUCCCAGCCGUUCCAGUGUCUUUAUUGCAAUGAGUCAUUUCAGUUUCCAGGAGCUUUGCAGCAUCAUGUUGCCACAGAGCAUUUCAGUGAAACAGACAAUACUUUUGGAUGUGAAUUGUGUGGGGAGCUUUUCACUGCCCAGCCCCAGCUUGAGAAACACUAUGAAACAGACCAUCCUGAAAUCUUAUUUGCAGAUGCUCCAUCUACAGAGACUCAAGUGGUGCAGGUUAUUCAGGAUCAAGUAACAUCUGCUGAGCAGGUAAUAACCUUAGAUGAAUCUCAACUGUCAAGCUCCCAAGUAAUUGUGGCAUUACCAGAUUCUCAGACCAAUCAGGCAGCUACAGAACUGGUGGCAGUCAGUAUGGAGGAUUUAUUGGAUGGGACAGUUACUCUUAUUUGUGGAGACUCAGUAACUGGAGUAACACAAAGAACUCAAAGCUAGAUUGGCAACCAGCGCAGAGAUGACAUUUCUUCAAAAUCCUUUCUUCACACUUGGAUUUUCAUUUUGGUUGUAUAGGAAAACGUUUGUUUUGUU
Messenger RNA from Bombina bombina (fire-bellied toad), 4279 nucleotides. Its product is annotated as zinc finger and BTB domain-containing protein 40. Gene Ontology annotation, cellular component: nucleus. Gene Ontology annotation, biological process: regulation of transcription by RNA polymerase II. Bases 170 to 4186 code for a protein of 1338 amino acids. The transcript has 18 exons. The record is from RefSeq and is a predicted model, not a curated record. NCBI's taxonomy places the organism in Eukaryota, Metazoa, Chordata, Amphibia, Anura, Bombinatoridae. Gene Ontology annotation, molecular function: RNA polymerase II cis-regulatory region sequence-specific DNA binding; DNA-binding transcription factor activity, RNA polymerase II-specific; protein binding.